This is a messenger RNA of Alternaria postmessia, 447 nucleotides long. RefSeq lists its product as uncharacterized. The record is from RefSeq and is a predicted model, not a curated record. The transcript is spliced from 3 exons. The coding region runs from base 1 to 447 and encodes 148 amino acids. Gene Ontology annotation, cellular component: mitochondrial outer membrane. Gene Ontology annotation, molecular function: nascent polypeptide-associated complex binding. NCBI's taxonomy places the organism in Eukaryota, Fungi, Ascomycota, Dothideomycetes, Pleosporales, Pleosporaceae.
AUGCCGUGUCGCGCCCCAGCUCAACCCCAGGUCGAGCACGCCUCUGAUGAUAGCGUCCACUCCCUUGUCGACGUAGACAGCCCGCACAUCUCUUCCGUUCCCUCCGACUACGAGUCGCAAGAAAUCAAGACCGACACUCAGGCUGAGCGCAUCGAACGCGAAGAGGAAAUCAAGGAAGAAGUCAAGAACGUCAAAGAACGGGCUGCUGCAAAGAAGGAUGCCGCGAAGGAGAAGGUGAAGAAAAACGCCGAUAACCCGGUUGUGCUGAGCAAUGCGGUCGGUCUGGCCGUCGUUGGUGGCAUUGUUGGAUUCGGCGCAUACAGGCAGUAUGUUCGCGGCGAGUUGACCGGCAAGGUCGUCGCAGCAUGGGCUGCUGUCAUUGGACUAUUUGGUGUUGGCGACUACUAUGUCAGCCAAUACUUCUUCAAGCGCAACCCCCCGAAAUAG